UCUUAAUGGAUUUGGAAAGAACAAUAUGUAUUUAACUAUACAUAAUUAUCACUAUUUAAUUUAACAAAUGGCUACGUUGAGACAAUACACGAGGGAAUUAUUACGACGAUUCAUCAGGUUUGAAACGAAGAGCAACAAAACGACAUUAGACACUUUGACUGUGGACGUCGGGGAAAAAGAUUUAUUGCAACAUCGUCCGUACUCGGAGAUUCCAGGACCUAAGCCUAUUCCUUUGUUGGGUAACACCUGGAGAUUUCUGCCUUACUUAGGAGAUUUCGAUAUACAAGCGGUAGACAAAUUGUCAAAAAGAUUGCACGACCAGUAUGGCGACAUUGUGAAGGUAGAAGGACUCCUGGGCAGACCGGACAUGGUAUUUGUAUACGAUGCAAAUGAAAUCGAGCGCAUAUUCCGGCGAGAAGAAAAAAUGCCUCAUCGACCUUCCAUGCCGUCUCUCGAUUACUACAAGCAUGUAUUGCGGAAAGACUUCUUUCAGGAUAAUCCCGGGGUCAUUGCCGUUCACGGUGAGAGCUGGUACAACUUUCGGAGCAAGGUACAGCAAGUGAUGCUGCAGCCCCGGACCGCAAGGAUGUAUAUCGGCGCGAUCGAGGAAGCGAGUGAGGCAUUACUUCGCAGAAUAGCCAGAAUACGAGAUGGCAAGCACGAGGUACCUAACGACUUUCUCAAUGAGAUGCACAAGUGGUCCUUAGAAUCAAUCGCACGGGUCGCGUUAGAUGUGCGUUUAGGUUGUUUGGACGAUAACGCGGAUGCGGAAACGCAGAAGCUCAUAGAUUCAUUGAUCACGUUUUUCAAAAACGUGCCCGUCCUCGAAUUAAAGAUACCUUUUUGGAAAAUCUUCAAUACACCCACGUGGCAACAAUAUGUAAAUGCUUUGGAUACUAUUGUCAGUACAAUAUCGAAGUAUACAGCUGCCGCUCUGUCGAGAGCCAAGAAUAACGUCGAUUCGGACAAAGAACUGUCCCUUUUGGAAAGAGUUUUAGCUCUCGAGGGCGAUACAAAAGUGGCUUCUAUUCUUGCUCUAGAUUUAUUCUUGGUUGGCGUUGAUACGACCUCGACUGCAGUGGCCUCGGUGCUCUAUCAGUUAGCGCUACAUCCGGAAAAACAGUCGUUGGCAUAUGAAGAAAUCUGCAAUGUCUUUCCGCAAAUAAACACACCUCUCGAAGCGAUAAACGUCGACAAUUUAAAAUACUUAAGAGCGUGUAUUAAAGAAACUCUAAGAAUGUAUCCAGUUGUCAUAGGCAAUGGGCGAAGUACAACUUCGGACACUAUAAUCGGUGACUAUCACGUGCCGAAAGGAGUGCAUGUGGUAUUUCAACACUAUGUCAUUAGUAACUUGGAGAAGUACUUUCCGCGGUGUCACGAAUUUCUUCCGGAACGAUGGUUACGCGAAGACGAAGUCCGUCACGGAUUCGCGUCACUUCCUUUCGGUUACGGUAGACGAAUGUGUCUUGGGCGACGAUUUGCUGAGCUCGAAAUGAUUAUCGUCAUUAGCAAGGUGAGAAAUAAGACCUCUAAUUGUCGGAGGUACGCUAAGUCGCCACAAAGUAUAGAAAAAAAGGUUUUGUGGGAAUAUUCUAUAUGCACUUUCACUAACUUAGGUCGACGGAUUACUCCUAGUACAUAAUAUCUACUAUUUGGGAACAUAAAGUAUGCUAUAACUUGUAGCAAUGAAAUUUUAAUUUUCAUCAAUAAACUCUUCCUGAUAAAUUUGAUAUAUUGAGUACUUCUCACAUAAUUAAUGAUAGAAAAUUGCAUCGAGUUAAUAUUAUUUUCACCUAUCAAUUUUAAACGACGGAAAUUAAUUUUAUCUUAUCCUGUAUAAAUAUUUUUUUAAUUCUUUAAUUGUAUACUACACAUAAUGAUUUUAUUGUACAGUUAUCAUGAAAGUGUUACAUAAAGCGAGAAUAAUUAUAUAAUAAUUAUUUGACAUGUCGCAAGAACUGCUUAUAGUACAAUGUAAUUUUGCUAAUUAUUAUACAUUUUAUACUUCGUCUUAGAAAUGAACAUGUACAGCGUACGAAUCUAUAAUUUUAUGAUAUAGUUGAUGAAGUAAUUUUUUAU
Molecule: messenger RNA, 2079 nt
Organism: Nylanderia fulva
Lineage: Eukaryota; Metazoa; Arthropoda; Insecta; Hymenoptera; Formicidae
Source: RefSeq, a predicted model, not a curated record